Messenger RNA from Naegleria gruberi, 1684 nucleotides. Its product is annotated as ornithine decarboxylase. The coding region runs from base 1 to 1632 and encodes 543 amino acids. Gene Ontology annotation, cellular component: cytoplasm. The record is from RefSeq and is a predicted model, not a curated record. Lineage: Eukaryota; Heterolobosea; Eutetramitea; Acrasida; Naegleriidae. Gene Ontology annotation, molecular function: ornithine decarboxylase activity. The transcript has a single exon.
AUGUCAAUGCAUCCGAGUCAUAGUGGAAAUCAUUUAAAUGUUCCUGCUGGAAAUGAUGGAAUGACCAGAGUUAAAUCUAUUGAAUUUUUACAUUUGGGAUAUGAACAACAAACUCCUCAAUCAUUAUUUCACAAUUUGAGACAACCUGUUCAUAAACAUGAACCACAAGCGCACUAUAAUCAUUCUGAAUGGGUUGCUAGUUUACAACCAAUUUUUGAGAAUUAUUUCCAUGCUGAAUUACAUUUAAUCAAAGAUCAGGAAUCACAUUUGAAAAAUACUGUGAGAAGAAUUGUAAAGAAAAUUUCUGAAAAGAAUGAAAAGGGAGAAUCAUUCUUUGUUGUUGAUUUGUCACAUAUUGUGAGACAGAUUGAGAGAUGGAGAAAGGCAAUGACAAUCUAUCCAAAGGAUCAACAAAAGAUUGAAAUUGAUGAUCGUGGUGUGAGACCUUUCUAUGCUGUGAAAUGUAAUCCAAAUGAAAAUAUUGUAAAGGUUUUGUACAUGAUGGGAUGUGGAUUUGAUUGUGCCAGUGAGGCUGAAAUUGCACUCGUUUGUGAGACUUGUAAAGAAGUUGAUACUUGGUUGGAAAAUAAUCAACAAUUCUAUGAAAGUUUGACAAUUGUUAAUCCAGAUCCUUCAUUGGAACAAAUUAAGAAUAGAAGAUUUGUUCCUGGACGUGAUAUCAUAUUUGCUCAUCCAUGUAAACAAAUUUCACACAUGGAAUAUGCUGCAAAAGUUGGUGUUGAGCUUACUACGCUCGAUUCCGUUUGUGAAAUUGAAAAGAUUGCAGAACAUUGGAAGGCUGCCAAGUGUGUAAUCAGAAUCAAGACUGAUGAUUCACAUGCAACUGUUGGUUUCUCUGCCAAAUUUGGCUGUAGUAAGUUUGGUCAAACUAUUCUCCUCGAAAAAGCAAAAGCUCUUGGUGUUAAUAUUUAUGGAAUUUCAUUCCACGUUGGAACCAAUUGCUCAGAUACAAAUUCCUAUAAGAAGGCCCUUCAAGAUGCUGCAGAGCUUGCAAAACUUGCAAUCAAAUAUGGAUACAAGCUCUCUUUGAUUGAUAUUGGAGGAGGUUUCAUGGGUAGAAUUAAUGAUGAAAAUCCAAUGGAAACUGUAGCCUCUCAAAUCGUUCCUGAAAUUCAAAAACUCUUCUUGAGAGAUGAAUCAACCAAUGCAGACGAUUCAAUCAUUGAUCCAAAGACUAUCAAAUUAAUUGCAGAGCCAGGUCGUUACAUUGUCAGUGCUUCACAUACCCUUGUCUGCAAUGUUCACACUGUUAAGGAUAUGAGAUUGGAGAAUGAGCAAUUGAAGAAGGAAGGCAUUCCAACACCUGACGAUUUUAUCUAUUACCUCAAUGAUGGAAUUUAUGGCUCUUUUAAUAAUAUUGUCUUUGACUAUGUCCACUUAGUUGUAAAUAUGAUCAUGUCCAAGUCAACCAAACAUGAAAAGAAGUAUGCAUCUACCUUGUUCGGGCCUACAUGUGAUUCAUUAGACUGUUUGAGUAGAGGAUAUCCAUUACCUGAGCUACAUGCAGGAGAUUAUUUGUUUUUCAAUAAUUUUGGAGCUUACACAACUGCAGCUGCCUCAGAUUUCAAUGGUAUGAGAACCAAAAGAAUGUUUUACAUUUGGAGAAACUAAAUCUAUAGAUCCAUAAAAUUAUGGAUCACCUAUUAAAGUCUUUAUUCCAAGC